AUGUUUGGGGCUAGGAGUGGAGUAGUGGGGGCACUGAGGCUUGGAGUGCGCAAGUUGGUGUUCACUGAGUCGAACUGCGGUCUUACUGAAGGCUUUCCGGAGCUUGGCAGUGCUUGGAAGGCUGCCAAUGUCAAGCUGGUCCUAUGGUUCAUAGCUGAAAAAGCAGUGGAGUUCGCAAAGGCUACUGGAGCUCGAGUGCUGGAAGCUGGGGCUUGCUGUGCGUGGUCUUUGGUGUCCGCGAUACAUGUGAUGGAACAGUCUGACCUGAUCAUGACCACUUCAGAAGCAUCGAACUUUUAUGAACUUAUCACUGCGCAUUUGCUCCACUGGCAAGGGAUCCGAGAAGAGUGUGCUAGUCUGAACCUUCAACGUUGGAGGCUGCGCCCAAAGCACCAUGCUUUGGAGGAAACUGCUCUAGCAGUGUUUCGGCACCGUCUGAACCCGCGUUUCACGCAAUGCUUUCAUGACGAGGCAUACCUCGGAGCUAUAAAGAGAAUUGCUACCAAAUGCAAUUCCAAUACAGUGUUGCUUCGUGUUUUCCAGAGGCUACUGCUCUUACUCGGGCAACGCUGGCAACAGACGCGGGACGCCGCCCAAUGA
Messenger RNA from Durusdinium trenchii, 600 nucleotides. The record is from the annotation of a GenBank genome assembly. NCBI's taxonomy places the organism in Eukaryota, Dinophyceae, Suessiales, Symbiodiniaceae.